AUGCUUCAUGGCCUUGAGCGGACAAAUGUUCGUUUGAGGAUUCCUGCGAACAUUAAGAAACAUUAUGAAGCUCCCCAGAUUGUAAACAUCUUGAGUCACGGAAACUACCCUGUAAUAUCGCCAGUCAGCUUUCCUUCCAUUCUGCCAUGGUCACGGGCUGUCAUCUCUCCUCCGACCUUAACGAGGUUCUGGUAUCGACGAGCUUAUCAUGUUUUCAACGUCUUUAAGAGAGCAGUACGGUUGAAAGCGUCAUUUUUCGUUGAUGUUGACCCUUUUUCUUACAUAUCUGGCCAAGAUUCCAUUCAAUCCAAAAAUAACUCAAUUAAGUUACAGUCCUUAAUUCAAUAAUUAUUUAGCAACUUUUCAACGAUUUUCGGAUGUUUUUAAUGUAUAAAAUUUAGGGCGGGAGUAGCCUGCGUAGCCGUGAUCCCCCCAAAAAAAGUGGGGACGAGGCGUUUGAAUUUCUCGCUGCUUACGCCGCUCUUGGGGGCUUCGCCGCCAGAUCUGAACAUUCGACUACUACACAGUACCGCCAGCUACGCGGGCUAGGAAGGGAGAUGUUUAAAAUUUUGGGAAAAUGGGAAAAUAAAUUAUUGGAUUUGGGGUUGUUAAAAAUUAAAAUAUGAAGUGAAUAAUUUGUAGACAAUUACCAGAUAGUCCACCACCACAACAAUUAAAAGGUGCCUCUGAUCGCAUCAGCGGACUAACUGCACCGGUUUAUGUGUAUACCUUUUCAAACCUAAUUUAUUUUUUCUUCCCAAAUCAACAUCAUUUCCCCAAAAAACUAACUGUAAUGCCCCCUUAACUUCGCUAUUCUUGAAAUUGGAAAUCAAGUUCUUCUUUCCUACACCACGUUUGGUUGUUUAAUUUAUUUUAUUUUUCAGAAGAAGGCAAGGACACCACGGGGCAAAUAUAUUAACUCAGAAUCUAAAAUCACGCUCACCCCGGUAAAGAAAGCAGAUAACAACUAA
Porites evermanni is the source of this 971-nucleotide messenger RNA. NCBI's taxonomy places the organism in Eukaryota, Metazoa, Cnidaria, Anthozoa, Scleractinia, Poritidae. The record is from the annotation of a GenBank genome assembly.